This is a messenger RNA of Lucilia cuprina (Australian sheep blowfly), 3023 nucleotides long. It is a transcript of the gene Vinc, whose product is annotated as vinculin. Bases 129 to 3008 code for a protein of 959 amino acids. Gene Ontology annotation, biological process: cell adhesion. Gene Ontology annotation, cellular component: actin cytoskeleton. The record is from RefSeq and is a predicted model, not a curated record. The transcript is spliced from 7 exons. NCBI's taxonomy places the organism in Eukaryota, Metazoa, Arthropoda, Insecta, Diptera, Calliphoridae. Gene Ontology annotation, molecular function: structural molecule activity; actin filament binding.
GUUGGUGAAGAACUCUCGGUCGACAAAAUUAUUUAUUUUUUUAAUUGGAAGCAUAAGAAAAAAAAACUACACAAAAUACACAACAACAUAUAUUUUAUUUUAAAAUUAAGAAAUUUUUAUUUGGAAAAAUGCCAGUGUUUCACACAAAAACAAUUGAAAGCAUUUUAGAUCCUGUAGCUCAACAGGUAUCUCGCUUAGUUAUUCUCCACGAAGAAGCCGAAGAUGGCAACGCCAUGCCCGAUCUCAGCCGUCCGGUACAAGUUGUCUCCGCUGCUGUUACCAAUCUUGUUAAGGUUGGACGGGAAACCAUUAACAGCUCGGAUGAUAAGAUACUCCGCCAAGAUAUGCCAUCAGCAUUGCAACGCGUUGAGACUGCCUCGCAGUUGCUUGAAGAAGCUUCAGAUAUGUUGCGUGCCGAUCCAUAUUCGGGAACUGCUCGCAAAAAGCUAAUUGAAGGAAGCCGCGGUAUACUGCAAGGCACCUCUUCGCUUUUGCUCUGCUUUGACGAAUCGGAAGUUCGUAAAAUCAUACAAGAAUGUAAAAGAGUAUUGGACUAUCUGGCGGUGGCGGAAGUUAUCAAUACCAUGGAAGAUUUAGUACAAUUCCUAAAAGAUUUGUCUCCCUGUUUGAGUAAGGUUUCUCGCGAAGUAGGAGCACGUGAAAAGGAAUUAACGCAUCAGGUGCAUAGCGAAAUUUUGGUACGCUGUUUGGAACAGGUUAAGAUAUUGGCACCCAUUCUUAUCUGCAGUAUGAAGGUGUACAUUCAUAUUGUGGAGCAACAGGGUAAGGGUGUAGAAGAGGCUGCCGAGAAUCGUAACUACUUGGCUUCACGCAUGAGUGAUGAAAUUCAAGAAAUUAUCCGUGUUCUCCAGCUGACCACUUACGAUGAAGAUACUAGUGAAUUGGAUAAUUUGACGGUAUUGAAAAAGCUUAAUAAUGCUAUUAAUACCAAAGCCGAACUGGCCAAUGAUUGGCUUAACAAUCCCUAUGCUUUGCGUGGUGGUGUGGGUGAGAAAGCUUUGCGCCAAAUUAUCGAAAAUGCCAAUGAGAUAUCAGAGCGUUGCUUGCCUCAAGAUUCUUAUCCCAUACGCCGUUUGGCCGAUGAAAUUACUGCCAUGGCUAAUAGUUUAUGUGAAUUGCGUCAGGAGGGCAAGGGCACAUCACCCCAAGCUGAAUCCUUGGCACGCAGUAUACGCGAGAAAUUGGGUGAUUUGCAGUCGCAAAUACAACACGCCGUUGUGGGUGUUGACAAGGCUGGAGUACAACAAACCGCCCACACCAUUCAGGGUCGUUUGGAGCAGGCCGUUAAAUGGUUGCAAAAUCCUGAAGUAAAUGAUGGUGGUUUAGGUGAACGUGCAGUUAAUUUAAUUGUCGAAGAGGGACGUAAGGUAGCUGAAGGUUGUCCUGGUCAUCAAAAGGCCGAAAUUAUGCAAUUGUGCGACGAAGUAGAGCGUUUAAAGCGCCAGGCUGCAGGAAACACUCCAGUAGCCAAAGAAGCUGCCAAGAAGUUGACUCAAAAACUGCAUGAACUCAAAGCUGCUGUACAAAAUGCUUUGGUUAAUCGCAUUGUACAAGAUUUUAUGGAUGUUAGUACGCCCUUGAAACAAUUCACUGACGCCGUAAUGUUGCCCGAAGGUACGCCUGGACGAGAACAGAACUUCAACCAGAAAUCCAAUAAUUUACAAGCAUUUAGUGAUCGUGCCUCAAAAACUUCACGUAUGGUAGCUGCUGGUGGUGCUUGUGGUAAUAAGAAAAUUGCCGAAAUCUUGCUCUCCUCAGCGACACAGGUGGACUCGAUGACACCACAACUAAUCAAUGCGGGACGCAUACGCAUGAACUAUCCAACCAGCAAAGCUGCCGAUGAGCAUUUGCAAAAUUUAAAACAACAAUAUGCCGAUACAGUUUUACGCAUGCGUACUUUGUGCGAUCAAGCCACCGAUCCUGCCGAUUUUAUUAAAACUUCCGAAGAACACAUGCAAAUGUAUGCCAAACUCUGUGAAGAUGCCAUUCAUGCCAAACAACCCCAAAAAAUGGUCGACAAUACUUCCAAUAUUGCGCGUUUAAUCAAUCGUGUACUGUUGGUGGCCAAACAGGAAGCUGAUAACUCGGAAGAUCCAAUAUUUACGGCCAAACUUAAUGCUGCCACUAAUCGUUUGGAAAGCUCAUUACCCGCCAUGGUGGGAGAUGCUAAGCGGGUUGCCACCAAUAUCAAUGAUCCAGCGGCAGCUCAAGCCUGGAAAAAUUCAUUCCAAAGACUUUUGGGAGAUGUACGUGAUGUAAGAACUGCUAUGGCUCCACCAGCACCACCAUUACCCGAUAUGCCACCACCACCAAUUCCAGAAUUCAGUGUCAUGCACUUGUCCAACCAAAAUGUUGAACGUGCUCCCCCAAGGCCACCUCUACCCCGCGAUGGUUUGGCACCCCAGAGACCACCUCCACCAGAAACUGAUGACGAAGAUGAAGGCGUAUUCCGUACUAUGCCUCAUGCUAAUCAACCUAUUUUGAUUGCUGCCCGUGGCCUACAUCAAGAAGUGCGUCAAUGGUCGUCCAAAGAUAACGAAAUCAUUGCUGCCGCUAAACGUAUGGCUAUUUUGAUGGCUCGUCUCUCCGAUUUAGUGCAAUCCGAUUCUCGUGGUAGUAAGCGUGAAUUGAUUGCCACCGCAAAGAAAAUUGCCGAAGCCUCCGAAGAUGUUACACGUCUGGCAAAGGAAUUAGCUCGCCAAUGUACCGAUCGUCGCAUUCGUACCAAUCUGUUGCAAGUUUGCGAACGUAUACCAACUAUUGGUACACAAUUGAAAAUUCUAUCCACCGUUAAAGCCACCAUGUUGGGUGCUCAAGGUUCCGAUGAAGAUCGUGAAGCUACCGAAAUGUUGGUAGGAAAUGCCCAAAAUCUCAUGCAAAGUGUUAAAGAAACUGUGCGUGCUGCUGAAGGUGCUAGCAUUAAGAUCCGUUCAGAUCACACCAAUCGUUUGCAAUGGGUUCGUCGUCAACCUUGGUAUCAAUACUAAGAGAUUUAACAACAA